Messenger RNA from Cuculus canorus (common cuckoo), 1410 nucleotides. Its product is annotated as atherin-like. The record is from RefSeq and is a predicted model, not a curated record. The transcript is spliced from 8 exons. NCBI's taxonomy places the organism in Eukaryota, Metazoa, Chordata, Aves, Cuculiformes, Cuculidae. The coding region runs from base 56 to 1291 and encodes 411 amino acids.
GCGGGCGGUGCCGCGGAAGUGCCGGGGGCGGUGGGAGGCGCUGAGCUGAGCCGCGAUGUCGGGUCCGCAGCCGCCGCCCGUGGUGUCGCCCGCCUGUCCCGACCUGCUGCAGCACGUGGAGGGCUCGUCGCCGCCGCCCUCGCCAUCCACUUUCUUCCGCAGCUUCUUCGAGGAGGAAUGCCGCGCCAUCAUCUCCCGCCUGUUCCGGGACUCGGCGGCGGAGCCCGCGCCGCACCGGGACCGGGACAGCCUACCGCGGCCCGCCGCCGCGCCGCCCGCCACCUCCACGCCGCUGUGGGACCCGCCCGCCGCGGAGCCGCGGCGCCUCCGCCCGCCCGGUACCGGCGCCCUCCCGGCCCGUAAGGCAGCGCGGGGCCGAGCUGCGCCGGGCCCGGGCCGCUCCCGGACCCCCCGCCGGACCCCGGGCCGCGGCAGGGCCGCCCGGGCGGGUGCGAAGCUCCCCGAGGGCGGGAGGGGGCUCGGUGCCCCGGGAACGGAGCUGCCGCAGCCCCGAGGUUCCAAGCUGAAGGCAAUGCCAGGUACCAAGUCCAGGAUUCAGCAGCUGGCGCAGCGUUCCACCAUUCCCAAACCCAAGGCCCGGGACACGCAGAUGGAAUGUAAUUCUGCAGCCGCAGCUGCUGCCAAGGCUGGGGGUCACAGGCAGCCCUCCCAGAGGCUCUCUACAGCGAUUCCUACCAUGGCUUCUCACUCUCGACUGCGGCUGCUGGGAAAAGUGUCUUCCCCCAAGCGUUUUUGUUUUGGCAAGGCUGACCAGACGUGGGAGUUAGGGGUGUCCUCUUUUUCCAGCAAGUUGGCCCCUGGGGAUGCAGUCCCUGCUGAGGAGUCUGCAGGUGAUCAGCUGUCCGGGGAGCUGAAGUGUCAAAAGAAGGAGCCGGAGUGUGCAAAGAACGAGUGGGAGCAAGUAAGAAACAAGAUGGAGCAAGUAACAAACGAGCUGGAGCGUGCAAAGAAGGAGUGGGAGCAAGUAACAAACAAGAUGGAGCAAGUAACAAAGGAGCUGGAGCAAGUAACAAAUGAGCUGGAGCGUGUAAAGAGCGAGUCAGAGAGUGCAAAGAACGAGCUGAAGUAUGUAAAGAAUGAGCUGGAGCAAGUGAAGACUGAGCUAGCUGACAAGACUGCCCAGUGUGAAGCCUAUCACCGGACGAUCUUGCAGGCUCAGCUUAGAGCAACAGGAAUCUGUCCAGAAGAUGGAGCAGUGGAGAAGGGUGGUGACUUGGGGACAGACUUAAAACAGCCACUUGUCCAGAUGCCUGAGCCACUGGGCCGGUGAGCAUUCUGGUGCUAAAGGGGCGUUGCUGGGCCACGGUUCGUUCAUCUGCGAGAGCUGAGAGCGGGAAGAGAACCUGCGUCACUGCCUGCGCUCACAGGAUUCUGCACAGCUGUUUCCAC